AUGGCCUUCUAUGGCCAGUGCUCCAACUACCUACCUACGUGCACGAAGUGUUGCCAAGAAAGAAAUGAUGCUCUUGCGAUGCAGGACUACAUAUUCUCACAGAGCAUCGGCACCUUGAAUCCGCCUAAGUUUGGCAAAGUUCUGGCUGCCAAGAAAGUCAGGGACAGCGAAGAACACCUUUGCGUCCUCUACACAGUUGAGUCCAGUGGGCCGGCUGACAGGCCACCAUACAUGGCGGCCGUCGAUGAAGAGUCUGAAGCGUUCGAGGAAGUUGCAUAUGUCAGUGAUUACAUGAGCAUUUCAAGAGCACCACCCUGA
Symbiodinium natans is the source of this 318-nucleotide messenger RNA. NCBI's taxonomy places the organism in Eukaryota, Dinophyceae, Suessiales, Symbiodiniaceae. The record is from the annotation of a GenBank genome assembly.